Messenger RNA from Puccinia triticina, 396 nucleotides. RefSeq lists its product as uncharacterized. The transcript has 3 exons. The record is from RefSeq and is a predicted model, not a curated record. NCBI's taxonomy places the organism in Eukaryota, Fungi, Basidiomycota, Pucciniomycetes, Pucciniales, Pucciniaceae. The coding region runs from base 1 to 396 and encodes 131 amino acids.
AUGCACUUUUCAACGUCAUCUCUCAUAGUCAUCACGGUCGCCCUGGUUUGCCAGCUUUCAAACGCGCAUAAGAAACCCGAUGAGAAGCACACCAAAGUUGUGUUCAGCUGUCACAUGAAUCCCGACCCGAAUGUCCCGGGGCAAUAUAUCCAGGCAGUAUGUGGACGAGCCACCGAGCUCCUACAUCCUGAAGACCCAACUUCAACCCCUACCAAAUUUGCUUUUGUUGCGGCAAACUCCGUCACAGGUUCCAUUGUGGAUUACAACUGCAUUGACACCAAGAUGGACAACAACUACUGCUGUCUUGCUAAUACAUUUCCCUUCGACAAUCACGAAAUCGACACCGAUGCCAAUACGGUGACGAAGAACUGCAAAGUCAUCCCUGGAAACAAAUAG